Molecule: messenger RNA, 2236 nt
Organism: Hyposmocoma kahamanoa
Lineage: Eukaryota; Metazoa; Arthropoda; Insecta; Lepidoptera; Cosmopterigidae
Exons: 2
Coding region: 1-1263 (420 amino acids)
Source: RefSeq, a predicted model, not a curated record
AUGGUUGAAUUUCAGUUUGUCGGUGACAUCAAUGACUUAAGUGUAGAGCAAAAGGAUUUUAUUACCAAUGUGUUAAAAAAGCGAGGUUUCGAAAACGGUAAAAUUCAAGUGCAACCAGUAGGCAAAGCAGGUGACAACUAUGCAGCCAACGUGAAAAGAAUCACAAUAGAAAGUAAUGGCGAAACCUUCAAAAUCAUUGCUAAAGUGGCUUCAAAGCAGGAUAUGAUGCGUGCUAUGGGAAAUACUACCUUCAUAUACCAAAACGAGCAUGUCAUGUACACCGAAGUGCUACCUACGUUUACUGAAUUAGAAAACGCUGCAAAAGUUCCUGGAAACGAAAGAUUUAGAUAUGCAGCUUGCUAUGGGACCUACUUGGAAGCACCAAAUGAAAUUAUUCUUCUUGAAGACUUGGGUGUACUUGGAUUCCAGAUUCUCGACAGGUUCACCUCAUUGACAGAUGAAAACGUCAGAUUGGUUCUUAAAAAUUUCGCUAGUUUACAUUCCCUAUCAUACGUUUUGAAGAAUAAGGAACCUGAAAAAUUUGAAACAUUCAAAAAUAAGCUUGUUGAUUUCUCGUUACUAAUGGCUAGCAUUCCUGAAUCCGCUAAUUUCUUCAGUCAGAUAUACGAAGAUGUACAAAAAUUGUUACGUGGUGAUAAAUACAAGAAGGCUGUUAAAAAUGUAAUAACUCAAAUGAUUACAUAUGCUACAAAAUUGGCUAAAAUAGAGCAUGACUCGAAAUUCUCCGUAAUUCAACAAGGAGAUGCUUGGACUAAUAACAUUAUGUUCAGACUUGAAAAUGAUAAAACUGUGGAGUGUUGUAUGAUCGACUACCAAGCCUCGAAAGUAAGUAGUCCCGUCGCCGACCUACAUUACAUGAUCUUCCUGUGCACUGAUUACGCAACGAGAAAGAAGCAUUACGAUGACUGGAUCAAUUAUUAUCACUCGCAAUUAGACAAAAAUUUGUCCAACUACGGACUUAAAGCUAACUACGUGUACCCUAGAGAUAAACUAGAUGCAGACUUAAGAAGAUUUGCCAAGGCGUCUAUUGGUCAAAUUAUCUUUGUGACCAUGGUUAUAAUCAGAGAGUCAGCAAAUGCCGCUAAAUUGCAGGAUGCGAUGAAAAAAGUAGACUCUAACACAUCUAUGCAUAAAAUGGCCGAUCAUAUUAAAUUGUCAGGAGUAGAUCCGGAAACUAUAAAGAAAUUUCAAUCUAAAAUUGAAGGAGUUAUUGAUAGCUUUAUUGAGCUUGGAUAUCUUUAGCUACAAUAACCGAAUAUUGCACAAUGUCUACAAAAAACAUGUAGAAUAAUUUUUAUAUUGUACAGUGUUCCGCAUCUAUGUAUCUACACUGAGAUAUUGAACAUCGAUGGUUUUUAACAUUUUUUAUCAUAAAUAGAAACUAACACAAAAUACUAUAGCUAUUUAUAAAUGUGUGGUAAGGGUUCUGUGCUCAGUAUAUGCUGAGCAGACUUGGUUUGCAUAGCACUGAUGUUCAGCCAGAACCUCCCAGCAGGAGCUAUGAUCGCACAGUUGUGUACCAGAACAUUUCAUCAAAUAAAUUAUCACAGACUAUAAAUUAAGAUACUAUAACUAACGAUUUGAAACAUAAUGUGACAGCUCAGGUUAAAAGAGAUAUUAUUUCAUAUAUAGAGCUUCUAUUUUCUCAAUGUCCCUCGAUAAACGUCGUGUUUCGGUUUCAUCGGGUUUUGUUCAGAUUUGCUUUGCUUUUGACAUAGACCGGACGCUUUCAGUCGACUUAGAAAUAGGCAGAGUUGCUAUUACAUUUUUUAUUUACCCUGUAAAACAUUGUAGAAAACGCUAUAAAGUAUUGAUUGAUUGAUAUUUAUUAUACAAACGGAGGAAAGCCGCUAAAGUCACAAAAACAGCAAAUAAUUUACAGCGUGUACUUGUGUUUUUUACAAGCCGGUACGUUCAAGAAACGAUAGCUAUUUUCAAGAAGUCCAAAAACGUGUUUUUGUGGCUUCUGGAAAUUUGAACCACUGUUUGAACAGUACAUGGACAAUUUUAUAAGAAAUACCUGUUCGGGCAGCGCAGAAAGUGAUUAUUUCAUUGAUGGUGAACAUACUAACAUAAUGUGUAUUUGUACUAGAUGACUAAGGUUACUUUUGUUAUGUUUAUAUUAUAAUAAAUAAAAAAUAAAUAAAUAAACACUAUUAUGUACGUCGUUUCGAAAUUCCACGACCUCAAAAACUCGUAAAUUUCCAUACAAAAC